Messenger RNA from Adineta steineri, 2298 nucleotides. Lineage: Eukaryota; Metazoa; Rotifera; Eurotatoria; Adinetida; Adinetidae. The record is from the annotation of a GenBank genome assembly.
AUGAGUCUGCUUUCAAGAAGAUUUAUCCGGUUGGUAACCUUCUUGCUGUUACUUGUAUACAUUACAAAUAUAAAUACAUCUACACCACACAAUGAUGACGAAGAAUACAUUGAUAUUGGUGUUCGUUUAACAGGUGAUGUGCGUGAUCAACUUAUAGCUGAUUUAAUUGCACAAGAAAGAGGUGUUCUCAGUAGUGGACAUAUUGAAGGGGUUGGUUUAUAUCAUUUUCAAAUUCGUCACAAACGUAAUGCUCGUUCCAAACGUGCGGCUGCCUCCCUAGUUGAACAGUUAAGACGUGAUGAACGAAUUGAAUAUGUAACCGUUGGUGAAGAAUUAGAGAGAAAAAAACGUGAUUUGUUUAGUGAUGAUAGAUUAAUAGAUCUUCUUAGCAAAUAUAAACAGAAAAAACAAUAUAAUGACGACGACGAUGAUGAACCGAUAGAAAUAGAUAGAUCAGUACUUGAUGUAUCAUUCGAUGAUAAAUAUUUUCCUGAACAAUGGUAUCUACAAAAUAAAGGACAAUUAAAUACACCAGAAAAUCAUGAUAUUAAUGUUGUUCCAGCUUGGUCAGCUGGAUAUUCUGGUAAAGGUGUAUUAAUUUCUAUUGUCGAUGAUGGUCUUGAUCAUGCACAUCAAGAAUUACGUGAUCGUUAUCAAGCUCGGUUCAGUUAUGAUUUAAAUGAUCUUAACGAUACUGAACAUGACCCAAGUCCAAAUAUGGAUGUUGCUGGAAAUAAUCAUGGUACUGAAUGUGCUGGAGCGGCGGUUGCUAAAGCAAAUAAUGAAUUAUGUGGAGCCGGUGUUGCUUUUAAUUCAGAUAUUUCUGGUAUUCGAAUUCUUGAUGGACCUAUUACAACAUUAUUAGAAGCUCGUGCUUUAACAUUAUUUGCUAACGAUACAGAUAUUAAAAGUGCUUCAUGGGGGCCAACUGAUGAUGGAACGAAAAUGGAAGCACCUCAUGAUUUAACUAAUGCAGCUUUAGAUUAUGGUGUUACACAUGGACGUAGUGGUAAAGGUCUUUUAUAUAUUUGGGCAUCGGGUAAUGGAGGUGCAUCUGAUGAUGAUUGCGGUGCUGAUGGUUAUGUAUCACAUCAUAAUGUUAUAUCAAUUGGUUCAAUUAAUCAUAUGGGCAAAUCAACAUAUUUUAGUGAAUUUUGUCCAUCAACAAUGGCAGUUGCUUAUACAGGUGGUCGACAUUCACGUACAUCGUACGAAGAUACUAUAUCAGUAGGUGUUAUUACAUCGGAUAUUCAAGGAGGAUGUACAAAAAAUUUUGCUGGUACAUCUAGUGCUGCACCCAUUGCUGCAGGUGUAUAUGCGUUAGUAUUAGAGGCUAAUCCGCAGUUAGGUUAUCGUGAUUUAAUGCAUAUUACUGCUCGAACAGCUCGAAUACCAAAUUUGGAUGAAACAGAUGAUUGGAUUAUAAAUGGAGCUGGCUAUCAUGUUAGUGAUAAAUUUGGUUUUGGUGUACUUGAUGCUGGACAAAUGGUUGCUUUAGCACAAAAUUGGACUAAUGUAUUACCAAGAUAUGAAUGUAUUUUUAAUUAUACGGGUGAUAAUGUGAAAUUAAAUAUUGGUGAUACAAUUGAGAUACCUAUUGAUGUUAAAAAUUGUAUCAAUAUAACACAUAUGGAACAUGUAGUAGCAAGAGUUUCAUAUGAUUUUCAUCGUCGUGGUGAUGUUAAACUUACACUUACAUCACCAAGUAAAACACCAUCGGAAGUUCUUUCAUAUCGUAGUAACGAUGCAAGUCAUAAAGGCAUUAGAGACUUUCCAUUUCUGACAAAUCAUAAUUGGGAUGAACAUCCAGUCGGUCGUUGGACAUUACGUGUAGAAACUCGUAAACCACAAACGUCUGAAUCAGAACAAUCAGCUAUGCUAUAUCGUGAUAUAGGUGAAAUAAAACAUUUUAGUUUACGUAUAUUUGGCUCGCAUCAGCGCGAAAAUAAGAAAGAGGACCAACAUGCAAAACGAAAUAAUGCAUUUGCAUAUGUUCCAACACAAAAUGAGAUUGAAUCAAUGUAUGAACGUGAAUUCGCUGUACGUAAAUCACCAAAUGUAAUGCUAAAACGUAAUUAUCAUAAGUUAUCUGAAGAACGAGAAAUUGAAAAACGAACAUCAAUGCAAAGUAGUUUUGAUCAAUCAAUUUGGGGAAAAAUUCGUGCAGUUAUAAAAGACGCUUUCAAUGUUUCUAAAUAUAUUACUGCGGGUCUGGAAAUCUAUCAUAAAGUAAUGGAAUACCUCCAUAAAAUAAUGGAUUCCGUUCAUAAAUUCCUUCCGGAAAAAUCCAAGACAUAA